CACUCUUUUCGUUACCAGUCAGUUUCGCUUUCAAGUGCUUGGCGUCGGCGCACAGAAUAGCAAAGCACGUGGGAUAUAGAUUACAGAAUAAUAACAACAAUGUUGAAAGUCCUGUUUCCUUGGAAGCAGAACAAUAGAAAUGAAAAAGGUGCUCUCCGCAAUGAAACAAACUGAAGCAGAAACAGUACUUGAUGAACAACCACCAGAAGAGCUUCCCUUGCUUCCCUGUCAUGUCUGCAGCAGAACAUUUUUACCGAAACCUCUCGAGAAGCACAUUCGCAUAUGCGAACAGACGGCUCGAAGGAAACGCAAACCUUUCGAUUCGCUGAAGCAGAGGGUUGAAGGUACUGAUAUGGCUCCUUUCUACCAGAAGAGUUAUUUGAAGAGGAGCAAUCCAGAAAUGAGCAGUCAAGCUAUGGCUGGUGACGUGUAUGGAAAUAAUAAACAGAGCAAGUGGAGGGAGAAACAUUUUGAAUUGCAGAAAACUAUCAAGCACGCUAAAGGAACCAAAUUAGAUAUGAAUACAAAUCCGCCGACAAACAUAUCCAUAACUCCAAACAAGAAAGUGGGCCAUUCCACUAUACGUCAGGUUUCUACCAACGAACGUUGUCCGGUUUGUGAUCGGUCCUUUGGACCCAAAGCCUUCGAUCGCCACGUAGAAUUCUGUAGAGAGCAGAAGAACAGGGUUCCGGUACACAAAUCUCCUGCUGUAGUUCAACAAGCAAAAGAGAGGUUAGAAGCUAGGAUAAAUUACAGGGUGCCACCCCUGAAACAAACUAAACGAUCCUUGGUUCGAGAGAAGUAUUGUCCUUCUAGUCAGACCAAUCUUUUGCAUCGGUCCAACUCAAUUGUCUCAGGAAAAAACUCCAAUGCUCUUUCUUCAUCUGUCACAACCAUGUUGCCGAACAGGAGACAAUCCAUGAACGAUAAAAUGAUCGAAAGAAAUAGCAAGACAGAGAUAGUAAGCAAGACUAGAUUAGACAAGACGAUGGGAGAUUGUGGAGAUAUCAAAGAAAUUACUAAGAACGAAAGCAGCAACAGUAAUAAAAGCUUCCACACCAAACGGAUCAUCCCCGCUAAGAAAAUAAAUAAAACUGAAAUAAACGACUCCCUCCAGGGCAUUACUGUAUCAUCUUUGAGUGUUGAGAAAGAUAAGAAGUUAGUUACUUGGAAGGACACUGUAAAGGCUCAGCCAAAGGUCACCUCAUCCAUUUCACUGACCACCACCAGCAGCAUUGUGAAGAGAAAUGUUGAUUGUAUUAACAAGGAAGGAUCGAGAAAGUUAAAUGAAUUAGACAAGUCGUCAUCUUUAGGUAAAGUGUUCAAAAACAGGUUAAUGACGGAAAAAUUGAGCAUGUUGAUGAGGAAUAAGAAAUCGGAAGAAAUUGAAGCUACGGAAGAUCCGGCGGAAUCGACGAACUUGAACGACACAUACACGAUAAAAGCGACACUGUCAGCUGAUCUAGCGCUAAUUGAUUCUAAUGAAGAAAUGCACGACGUAGGUAAUGAUGAAGCAUUAGAUUUUUCAGAACUCAACGAUAUAAGUGAAGAAGGAGAAUUGGAAGUUGAAUCUCAGAAAGAUAUGACGGAAUCACAGUCUAAUAACUUCAAUAGAAUGACGGUUUCAUAUAUCAAAGACGUCGAAGAUGGGGAGCAAGAGGUCGAGAACUUCGCCAAGCUGAGCCUGGACCACAAUGCCGACUUUUCUGAUAAAUAUAAUAUCACCAGCUCAGACGAACAAUCCGAGCAGGAAUAUAUCAGUAGAGAAAACGAAUGUGUAAAAUUUGAUUCUGGAGAAGACACGAAAACGGAAGACACGAGUAGUCUAUGCCUGCGUCUACCACUUGAAGGCAUGGAAUCCAGGGUCAAGUUGAAAAACAACGAUUUGGACCCUGAUCAAAAACUCAGAAAUAACAUCAAAGGCUUCUACGAAAUAAUGAAGGCACGCAGGCGGAAAGUAGCAAAAGAGAGAGAGCAGCUGUGUUUGUUAGAAAGUAGCAAAGAUAUACGGUGCCAUCUAGAUUCUACAUCGGUAAAACUUUCUGCAAAAUCUUCGAGAGCAGAGAGUGAAGUGGUCGAAAAAUUUGAAGAAAAUGACCUGAGUGAGAAAGCAGGUGUGGAGUUGCCCCUGGACAUUGUGGAAACCGAUUCUAGGAUCACCAGAACCGACUUCAUUCGAAAUGAAAAGAGAAAUGGUACCAUCCGAAGUGCAGGUUCCGUAUCGAAAGGAAAUAUAACUUUUACAAUAGCCUCGAGACAUUUGAGAACGUGGAAAAGAAGAAAGAAAACGAAAAAAUAUCGUAUGUGUGUUAAGUGUUUCAUCCGAAACAUAAGAAGAAGCAGACAUCUCCGAUGGAAGAAUAAAAUGGACGCAUUAUAUCGUUCGCAUCUCGAAACUUCAGACGUUGAAACUGGCUCUGAGAGUCCUCAAGUCUUGCAAGAGACAGAGAGUCCGGAUCAAUCUAAAGACCCUACAAUCUGCACGAACAUAUUGUUCAGAAAAAGUAUAAGUGCUGACUGCAUGAAGAAGGACCGAUCGAUUUUAUACAAUGAAGAAAAUGAAACAUUUCAGACAGAAAAAAAUUUUCGUAGCCAUCCGAAUAUUUUACUGAUGCAUGAAAAUAGCCAUGUGACCAAUACCAAUCAUAGAACAAGCUCCGAAAAUUCUUUCGAUUAUGUGAUUCCGAGAAAAAAACGGAAAAUAAGUGCAUCGUUUAUGAAUCUCAUGUCAGAUGAAGAAAAAACUGAAAUAAACUUGAAACAGAAUAUAAGCAAGAUAAGGAAAAGAAAGAAAGAAGAAGAACCGCCACUUAUAUUGGACUAUGACAAUAUUGGGCCCAGUGCUAGCAUUACUUCUGCGUCAGUUCUGUACAUAAACAAGGUUUUUACAAAUUUGGUAACACCCGAAAGAAGCGAAAUUGAAUCUGUUGAUGAUUAUGAAGAUGAAGAAAUCAAAGAAUAUGGGGAUGAAGAAUUGGAAGGUUGGGAAGUUGCCGAAGAAGAGUUGCGUAAGGAACUCGAAAAAAGAAAAAUGUUGACCAGAUGCGAAUCACCGACAAAGUUAUCCAAAAACAACGUUGACAGUUUCGUGUAUGAGGAAUCGGGUAAUUCAAUUGGAAGAUCCAAUGCUAAUAUCGAUAUGAAACGAACUGAGUCUGUGAACACUCUGAAGAAUAGCUCAGCAUGUACCAUUGUCAACAUAAAUUGUGGAGGAACUACAUCAGCCAAGAGCUUGGUGCUUCCUGGAUUAGGUCGAGAAAACGAAGUCAAAACUAUUCAAAUGGCACAAGAAAAAAUGGAGAUUUCUAAGGAAACAUAUCUACCCGAACCAAUAGUAAUUAGUACUCCCAUUGAAAAGAAACCUUGCCGUCUUCCUAGAAUAAUUCCUCGUAAUAAACAAACUGACCUUUCGAGAUCUCUAGAAGAGUCAACCGAAACAGAUAUCAAACUACCCGUUAUAAUUAAUCUGUUGUCACUAAAGGAACAGGGCGAUGAAGUAACUAUGCCAAAUGAUGAGCUAAUUCAAGUACCAAGUAGGGCCACGAAAGAUUUAAUUUCAUUCUGUCAACAAACAAGCAAGAUGUUCAUAGAUAAAAGUUCGAGUAUCAAUAAAUAUGAUAUUAUGGAAGAGCCCAGAAACAAGCUAAGCCCCGAAUCGCGGAAGAACAAGAACAAUAGAAGAUUGGAGACCAGUAGUCUGAGCGUACAAACCAGCAUGGAGAUCAGAAAAACGUCGGCUGAGGGACUGGAGGAAAAAGAGGAAUGCUUCAACCUAACUAGGAUGCCAACGGCAGAAGAACUUUAUCCGGAUAAUCCUACGAUGUACGAGGAGUUUAGAAAAUAUGAAGAAAUGUAUAGAAGAGAAAAAGAGAGUAGGAGUAGUUCUUCUAAAAAACAAAAGAAAAAAACAACGGAUUUUGGAAUUAAUAUAGAAGAAGACAGUAAAGCCUAUGGAGAUUCUGCUUAUGGAAGUUUAAACAGAAAACAGCAAAUAAAGGAUCCAGAAGGUUCAGAUCAAGCUGGAGAAUUCGGAUCCAAAGUGCAAUCAUCAUCAACAAAUUCUGGCGAAAGACUUCCGAAAUACUGUCACGAAUGCGGUAAUAAAUAUCCAGUAGCUACAGCCAAAUUCUGCGUCGAGUGUGGUGUGAAGCGACUUGUAUUGUGAUAAGGAAUGAAAAAAUCAUUGAUGCUUUCAUACUGUGCAAUAUCUAAGCAAUUGAAAGAGGUCUUCGGGUAUAUUUAAUAUUCGUCCAGUGCUAUUUUUAUCUACUCAUUUUAUCAUUUUUGACAAUCUGUAAGUUCAUUUUAAUAUAUUGCUUAUUAUAUAUAUAUAUAUUGAUAUUGGCGAGAGGUUGACCAUA
Molecule: messenger RNA, 4361 nt
Organism: Harmonia axyridis
Lineage: Eukaryota; Metazoa; Arthropoda; Insecta; Coleoptera; Coccinellidae
Exons: 13
Coding region: 140-4165 (1341 amino acids)
Source: RefSeq, a predicted model, not a curated record